This is a messenger RNA of Brettanomyces bruxellensis, 1068 nucleotides long. RefSeq lists its product as uncharacterized. Bases 1 to 1068 code for a protein of 355 amino acids. Gene Ontology annotation, cellular component: small-subunit processome; nucleolus. NCBI's taxonomy places the organism in Eukaryota, Fungi, Ascomycota, Pichiomycetes, Pichiales, Pichiaceae. Gene Ontology annotation, biological process: maturation of SSU-rRNA from tricistronic rRNA transcript (SSU-rRNA, 5.8S rRNA, LSU-rRNA). The record is from RefSeq and is a predicted model, not a curated record. The transcript has a single exon.
AUGAGCAAACAGUCGGUCGAUCAGCUGCUCGACGGAGUUUCAAGCUCCAUAAAGUCGACAUCUAAAUCUGUAGAUGCACUUAUAGAGGCUAUUGAUAGUUAUGGGACGGAAUAUCCAGAAAUGGUGGAGAAUUUGAGGAGGUCUCUAGCAAAGCAUGAUACAGAGAAUGAGCAGAAGGCGGCAGCAGCAGGAGUCUCUCUUCUUUCGUUGAAAAAUUCAUCCUUGCUCGGGUAUUUGGACACUCUUUCACUAAUAGUGCAAUCUAAGCUAGAUGCGCUGCAGAUAGGCGGCGAUAAAGUUGAAGAAAUGCGGGCGCAGGCGGUUCAAAACUCAGUGGUGCAUCGAGUGACGCUUGAUAAAGGUAUAAAGCCGCUUGAAAAGAGGUUGAACUACCAGCUUGAUAAGCUAAUGGAUACGUAUAGAAGAAGAGAAAGAGAAGAGGAAGAAGCCAAGGAAAAAGCGCAAGCGCGGGAGGAAGAUAAGCGCUCAGAGGGCGCAGAUGGUGCCGACAGCGCCGACAGCGCCGAGGAGGAUGCGGAUAUGCUGGAGAACGACAGCGCUGGAUUGCGGUUCCGGCCGAAUGCGGCAGGAUUCAUCCGCAAGGGCGCCGAUAAGCGCCACGAGGGGGCGGGCGCCAAGUACAGGCCGCCAAAGAUAAGCGCAGCGUUGCCACCAAGCAUGCAGGAGGAACAAGACGAGUCAAAGCAGGAAGGCCGCCAGCGCAACUUGCAGAGUAUGGACGAAUACUUGCGCCAGGUUGGCGAUGCGCCAUCUGUGGAAGCGUCAGUUGGCGCAACCAUCAUAAAUGGAGGCCGGGAUGUGAAAUCGCAAAAGCAAAUUGAGAAAGAGCAAGAAGUUACAAGAUAUGAAGAGGAGAACUUUGUGCGUUUACCGGCAUCCAAAGCGAAGGAGUCGAAACGGGAUAGAGAUAAGCGCAUGCGGAAUGAAUUCUUUGGAGAGGAUUGGAGUAUGUUUGGAAAUUCGAGAGAUAUAAGUGAUGCGGGUGGCAUCAAGCGCAAGCGCAAGCAGAGCGCAUGGCAGCGCGCCAGGAAGCGGAUGGACAAAUGA